This is a messenger RNA of Eruca vesicaria subsp. sativa (arugula), 2019 nucleotides long. Lineage: Eukaryota; Viridiplantae; Streptophyta; Magnoliopsida; Brassicales; Brassicaceae. The record is from the annotation of a GenBank genome assembly.
GAGAGAGAGAGAGAGAGAGGUGCUUCCCCAUAGCCAUUCACGUCGAGAGGAAAAGAGAAGAAGAAGAAGAAGAAGAGUGUCGAGAGAUGGAGGAUAUACAGGAGGAAGAGAACGGUACGGACGAGGAGGUGCUGGGAUCGAGCUUGACGAUGGAGAAAGUGGCGGCUGCUAAGCAGUACAUCGAGAAUCACUACAAAGCUCAGACGAAGAACAUUCAGGAGAGGAAAGAGAGACGGUGGAUCUUAGAAAGAAAGUUGGCUUCUUCUGGAGUGCCGAAGGAGGAGCAGAUGAACAUGAUAAAAGAUCUGGAGAGAAAAGAGACUGAGUUUAUGAGGCUUAAAAGGAACAAGAUAAGUGUUGAUGACUUUGAGCUUUUGACAAUCAUCGGAAGAGGUGCUUUUGGUGAGGUUCGCUUAUGUCGGGAGAAGAAGUCUGGAAAUAUUUAUGCUAUGAAGAAGUUAAAGAAAUCUGAAAUGGUCAUGAAAGGACAGGUGGAACAUGUCAGAGCAGAGAGGAACCUGCUGGCUGAGGUUGCAAGCCAUUAUAUCGUGAAACUCUACUAUUCAUUUCAGGAUGCCGAGUAUUUAUACCUGAUUAUGGAAUACCUUCCUGGUGGUGACAUGAUGACUUUGCUCAUGAGGGAGGAUACAUUGCGGGAAGAUGUUGCAAGAUUUUAUAUUGCUCAAAGUGUCCUGGCCAUUGAGUCCAUACACAGAUACAACUAUAUUCAUAGGGAUAUCAAACCUGACAAUCUUCUUUUGGACAAAGAUGGACACAUGAAACUCUCGGACUUUGGGCUUUGUAAGCCUCUUGAUUGUAGAACUUUACCUUCUAUUCAGGAGAAUAGGGCCACCGAUGACGAAACUGUUACAGAACCUAUGGAUGUUGAUGGAUGUUUUCCCGACACUGAUAACAAAAGAAGCUGGCGCAGUCCCCAGGAACAACUUCAGCAUUGGCAGAUGAAUCGCAGAACACUAGCAUUUUCGACUGUGGGAACACCCGACUAUAUUGCUCCUGAAGUUUUACUGAAGAAAGGAUAUGGCAUGGAAUGUGAUUGGUGGUCAUUAGGUGCAAUUAUGUACGAAAUGCUCGUUGGGUAUCCUCCUUUUUAUGCAGAUGACCCAUUAUCGACAUGCAGAAAGAUUGUCAAUUGGAGAAAUCAUUUGCAUUUUCCCGAGGACGCUAAGUUGUCACCCGAGGCAAAAGAUCUUAUCUGCAGGUUGCUGUGUAACGUCGAUCAUAGACUUGGCACUGGAGGAGGAGCCCAGCAAAUCAAGGUUCAUCCUUGGUUCAAAGAUGUUGUUUGGGAAAAGCUUUAUGAAAUGGAUGCUGCUUAUAAACCCGAAGUGAACGACGAGCUAGAUACACAAAACUUUAUGAAGUUUGAUGAAGUGAAUUCCCCUGCAGCUGAAAGAACUAAAUCGGGUACCUCCAGGAAGAAUCUUGCUCCCAAGGAUUUAAGCUUUGUUGGCUAUACAUACAAGAACUUUGACGCCGUGAAAGGGUUGCGUCAUUCACUUGAGAUGGCAAGAACUAUGUCUCUGGAUCGAUCACCAGCUGAGGUGAUGCCUGUGGAGCGGAUAAGCGGGGAAGCAGCAGAAGCUCAGAUGGUAUCAACGAUGGAUGAUCCAAUGAUUAUUUGAAAUAACCAAAACUAGUAAUGAAGCAAAAGAAGACUAAUCAAUGGUUAGCCUUUCCUGAUGAUUCUGUGUAUUAGAAGAAGCAAAAAAAAAGGAGGUGAAAGAGAGAUUUAGAGGAUUAUUGAGUAAAAGUCUAUGUGUUAUAUAAAAGCUGCCCAGGUUGGUUUUAGUAAUGUUGCCUUCUCUAGUGGCAGUUUUAUUAGCAACAUUUUUAACUCUCUUUACCUUUCUCUGUGUGUAUCAAAAAAUUCGAACUUUUAUUUCUAUAAAUUUGAAGACCCACCAUGGAGUGAGGACUUUUAGAGUGUAUAUUUGAGUUUUGUUUGCAAGUUAGAUUUCUAACCAAACUUGGAUAUAAGGAUGUUUUCAUGUUAUGUUA